GAAAGGCAGCCUCCUCGCCCCUGGCGCCGCGGGAUCGGACGGACAUGUUGGCGCUCGGCGCGCACGCAGUGCAGCAGCCCACGGGAGCUGAGGCUUUUCGCGGCUUCGGCGCGUACUGAAACGAUGCUCUCGGCGCGCAGUCGCAUCACCAGUAGUUCACGAUGAUCCGCAGUCGGUCGACGGUGCGAGGAAAGCGUCCCAGGCUAAAGGGAGCGGCAGUCCUCGUUGACCCCGUGACGGUGUGAAAAAACAAUGCAAGUAAAGCUGCCACCGGGAGGCGUCGCACUCUACAUCUGCCUCUCGCUGCUCGCAUGCGCCGAUGCAGGCUCCGGUGACAGUGGCGUCCGCCAAGAUGGCGCCGCGCUCGAUUGUCCCGAAAUGUGCCAGUGCAGCAGCAGCAGCUCAAGCGACUCUUCUGGUGCGCAACGUGUCGUGUGCUUGGGACAGCUGCGCAGGGCUGUGCCGAAAGACCUCCCACCUCAAGUUGCCUCACUCGAUCUUUCACGGAACAAGAUCAGAAGCAUCAACUCCAGUGAGUUGAUGAGUUCCGCAAGUUACCUGAGACACCUCAAUCUGCACCAGAAUCUUAUAGAAGAAUUAAGUGUUGAUAGCCUUCAAACGCUAGUCUCUCUCCAAGAGCUGGAUGUAAGUGACAAUGUAAUUUAUGCCAUCCAUGUAAAUAGUUUUGAUGCACUCGAAGCUCUUACUGUGUUAAACCUUUCUGGAAACCAACUGGACCAACUGAAACAUGAAUGGUUCCAAGGCCUGUCCAACUUGACUGUGCUCGACCUGUCGCACAACAAGAUUCAGGCACUGAACAACGUAGUGUUCUGGUCGCUUCACCAUCUCGUGAAUUUGCGCCUGGAUUACAACAGCAUCAGCUCUGUGGGGCUCUUAAGCCUGAAGGGUCUCGACUCUCUCAGGUACCUCAAUGUUAGCCACAAUCGCAUCACAACCAUACAAACCGGCACACUACGACCAGCCCCAAAUCUUGAAGUACUGGACAUCAGUUACAACCCAAUGAUAAGCCUUCACGAACCAUUUAAGCACGGGCAUAAUAUUCGUAAACUACAUGCAUCGCACCUAUACAAGCUCUCUCACUUGUCAAAGGCUGUCUUUACAGACUUGGACAGCGUGGAAGAAGUGCUCAUGACCAACUGCCCAGCCCUAGAGACUGUACAGAGUGGUGCUCUUUGGCCACUUAAAGCUCUUCGCAAGCUGGACUUGCGCUUCAACAAUUUCACAACUCUCCCAUCUGGAUUGUUUGACCCACUGGUGCAAGUGGAACGGAUCCGUCUCAAUGGGAAUCCGUGGUUCUGUGACUGUCGCCUCUACUGGCUCCUAUUGUGGCUACGUGACAAUGUGCGGGCUCACAUCCUGUCACCAUCAAACACCCUUUGUGCCAAGCCAUCAAACCUUACCGAGAUCACAGUGCUGGAUGCUGUGGACAAACACAUGGCCUGCCGCAAUGCCACCGUGGUUGAACACACAACGGGAGCGCAUUUUAGGUUAUUUACAUCUGCGGUGCUUUCAUGCCGUGUAGAUGGAAGCCCUGCCCCAUCAAUAACCUGGACCACACCGCACAAGCACCGCUUCAACUGGACAGCGGAAUACGGUGCAUCAGUUGGAAAUUCUUCUCUCAAUGGACGCGUGAAUAUGGGCGACUGCCCCAAGUUUGUACUACUUCCAAAUGGGGACUUGUUCGUGCGUGAGGUCCAACGUGGUGACAGUGGUCAUUACCGUUGUACAGCCACCAAUGUGCUUGGCCACCAGACGGUGGCCAUAAGGCUCACCCUCGACUACGACUUUUUGGUGAAUGUCAAAAUAGUGAGUGUGCUCGUGGGGUGCGCUACAGCGUUUAGUUUUCUGCUGAUCACGAUGAUUGUCAUGGUAAUCAGUGCCAUAUUACGAAGGUUUGGGUUGGAGUGCCCGUGUUGCAUGAUGGGGGAGUCGCCCCGUGCACGACAGCUAUAUCGCAUGCUCGAGAGUCUUGAGCACUACCGGUGCCAGCAGCUGGAGCGGCUUCGAGAUAACUAUGCCUGUCAAGUGCAGAGGAUCAAAGAAAACUGCACACAGCAGAUGGAGAAGAUCAGGGAAAGUUACUCCGGCCAGACAGAUCGACUGAGGGACUUCUGUGACUACGGUACUGCACAAAUCACAAACAUGAGGGAUAACUACUACUCGCAGGUACAGAGGGUUCGGGACUA
This is a messenger RNA of Rhipicephalus sanguineus (brown dog tick), 2207 nucleotides long. Its product is annotated as leucine-rich repeat and immunoglobulin-like domain-containing nogo receptor-interacting protein 2. The record is from RefSeq and is a predicted model, not a curated record. Lineage: Eukaryota; Metazoa; Arthropoda; Arachnida; Ixodida; Ixodidae. Gene Ontology annotation, molecular function: protein binding. Gene Ontology annotation, cellular component: extracellular matrix.